This is a messenger RNA of Symbiodinium natans, 2295 nucleotides long. NCBI's taxonomy places the organism in Eukaryota, Dinophyceae, Suessiales, Symbiodiniaceae. The record is from the annotation of a GenBank genome assembly.
AUGAUGGAUUCGGAUGAUGAGAACCUUUCUGUGCAUUCGGCGAUCUCCAACCCAUCUGACUUUGCCGAAGACGAGGAGGUGGACUAUUUGGCCUUGGAGCUGCUACACCACCUUCCAUCAGAGAAGGCAGAUAAGCUGAUGAAGAGUUUGAGGGCAAAGGAGAAGGCCGUGCAGGAUGGGCUGCAACGGAAGCAAAUCGACCCAGGCUACUCCUCCCCAGGCAUCCCUUUGCUGACUUUCAUUGAGCUGAAGUUCACAGUUUGUGGCAAAGCUAGAGAGGCUGCGCCCGCGAAGACGGAACCAGAGCCUGCCAAGGAAGUGCCGAAGCCAGAGGAGAAGAAGGAAGAACCCAAGCCAGAGGAACAGGCCACUGUUGCGGAGCAGGUUCAAGCCGCUGCCGAGAAGGUCAUGGAUGGGGUCGCCGAGAUGCUCGGCUACGGGGAGCAGGAAACUCCCGCCUUGGAUGUGCAGAUGGGCAUGGAUGUGACGAACGUUCGCAGUGGCAUGAGUGGAAAGGUGAUGCAGCAGACUGCAACAGAUGUGCUGGUGAAGUAUGAUGAUGGCAAGGCCGAGUGGACGCCGCUCGCAGACUUGAAGCAGCUGGACAAGCCGAGUGAUGUGACCGACGACAAGGGAGCUCCGGAGAUCAAGGUCGAAGGCGCUGGCGACACGAAGAGCAUGUGUCCCGUACUCAGCAAUGCGAUGAAACAAACGUAUGCCUCUCCGAGCAUGAACUGUUUUGCCGUUUUGCAGUUUUCGACCCUGAACAUGUGGGAAAAGGACUUGGUAGCGAGGAACCGAUCCUUGCUCAAUUCGUGUGAGGCUUUGGAUGACGAGAACCAGGCCCUGACAGAACGUUUGAAGGAGGCGGAAGAUGCAGCUGCGAAGGAACGAGGAAAGGAAGAGACGAUUCUGCGUUUGACCAGCGAGAAUCACAAGCUUGCCGAGCAGGUCCGCCGCCUGAGUGAAGGCUGCAAGCAGAUGGAGGAGGCUUUGAUGCAAACAAGGAAGGAUAUGAAACGCGCCCAAGUUUGUGUGCCUAAGCCUGUGCCGUGCCACCAUGGAGGCUCGUCACAGCUGGACGAAGAAGAGCGCCUUUACCGCGAGCUCCAGGGCGAGUCCAUGGGCGACAUGAUCCUGCAAAAGCUUCAGGAAAAGCAGGCCGAGCACAGGCUGAAGAUCCAGCAAGCAUUGCAGGCAUCGCUCGCUGAAGAGAUUGGACGAAUUGAAAGUUGGGGCAGUGACGUGAAGGGCGUGCUGCUGGCGGUGGAUGGUUUGGAGGCCCAGCUGAAGCAUCAACUGAAAGAGCCGAAGUCGAAGAAAGGAAAGCCUCAGCCUGGUGAUGGCAAGGACUCCAAGGCUUUCAACUCCGAACAUGUCUCCACUCUGUCGGCACAGCUUCUGGACGAGUUCGACUUGAUGAAGCGUUCGCUCGAGACCGUGGAGAAGGAGCAGCUGUCCUUGGAGCAGACGCUUCGAGCUGCCGAUGACAGUGCCGAGCCUGUCGCUGUGGCUUUUGAGCUGGAGGGCAGCUUGGCCAUUGCUGAGAGCGAGGCUGAGUGGUUGCGGGAGCACAAUGCCGCGUGGGUAGAGCGCUGCCAAAGUUUAAGCCUGCAGCCCAUGCUUGAUGUCCUCAUGAGGACGGACUCAGCGCUCGCUCUGCUGCUCUCCAGUGCUCCGCCCGGUCUGAUUCCUCCGACUGUCGAUGACGGAAUGAAGGAAACCCGAGCGCACAUGAGCAAGCUGAGCGAGCAGCUGCAGGUGCAGAUGUCCUCGAUAGCACAGCUGCAGGAGGAGAGCGCCGCCUUGAGCAGAACCGUGACAUCACUACAGGCUUCCCAGAAGGCACACAAGUCUGAGCUGCAGCUGAACGUCUCAGAAGCUCUGAAAAGGACCCUGGCUACCUUUGAAGAGCCUUUGGAGGGCAUAAGAGACGGCCUUCGCCAGCAGAGCCAGGUGCUGGUGAGGGCUCGUGCAGAAGUGCUUCGAGUCCUGGAGGGUGUCCAGCUGGGCAUUUGCAACGGGACUCUUUGCUUCAGGGAACGAGUACGGCCCACAAUAAAUGAGUUGUCGUGGGUUUUUCAGAAGGCACCUGGCAAAGAGGCUCCCCUCAUCAGUGCCGAGAUUCAGGACGUCAUUGUUGCGUUUUGGUUGGAGGGCCAAGGCAGACUCGACCCUCUUGAGCAGGAUUUCGUGAUGUCAGAAAUUCGUCAGGCAGACUGUCGGAAACAGCAGAACUCAGAUGUCGUUCUGCCUUCUCUCAUUGUCAAUGCCAGCUGUUGCUGUCGCAGCUAG